This is a messenger RNA of Daphnia pulicaria, 2001 nucleotides long. RefSeq lists its product as uncharacterized. Bases 546 to 1757 code for a protein of 403 amino acids. The record is from RefSeq and is a predicted model, not a curated record. The transcript has 5 exons. NCBI's taxonomy places the organism in Eukaryota, Metazoa, Arthropoda, Branchiopoda, Diplostraca, Daphniidae.
AGCUGGACUGGCAGUCUUUAUCCAGCCGUCCAGCCAAACACUCGGCUCCCUUUCAUAUACAAUCGCUUGUUGUGUUACCGUGUUGUCAACUUAUCGUGAUUGUCUAACAAAACACAAUUCUCCUCUUACACAAGUUUUCGUUCAACAAUAUUAUUGUGGCCGGCGCAAAUAGACAAUUUAGAUCGGAGAAUAAAUUCUUAACACAGGAUUUGCAACAUCAAUCAUAUCGCCAGCAAGUUGUAUGUCAUUAUCAUUGGCAACCCAUUCUCCGAUAACAAAAAAGUGACAGACAUUGAAAAAAAAAAAAAAACAGAAAACAGAAAAAACAGGUGCGUGAGAAGAGCCGCGCGUUCCGGACUCUCCCGUGGUGCGGUGGAAAUGCUCCAGUGAACAAUAACGCCACAUCCGCUCAAUCAUCAUUCGUCUAUUUGAGACUGGCAAUAGCGACUUGCUGUUUCACUGUCCAUCCAGGGAGACGAGAGAGUGCCAAUCAUUUAUUGAACACAUCACAUUGAUUGUUCCAUGAGUGGACUCGGAAUCGAGAAAUGAGUCUGACAUUUGAUUAUCGUCGACUUCCUUGGCUGUUGCUUUUGUUGCUGGUCAGCGAGGGAACGUGCGACUACCGGGACGGUUUUGAGUAUCCGUUCAUCACGACCCGCCAUCCGGCGCCAGUUCGAUCCUAUUCAAUGGCUCCGGGGUGGCGGCAGUUUUAUCCGGAGGAUUACGACUUUAGCGACUACAGCCGUCACAUCACUCGCUCGGAUCCGGCAUCUCGCAACAGCGCCGCCGAGCAAAUUCCCAGUGGGCCUUAUUUUGCCCAGGAGCUCAAGAGGUACUACCACAAGCCGGCCGAGGAGCCGCACAAGGUGUACCAGACGUCGUGGAACAUGAUCGAUUCGGAAGGCAACGAAUAUUCCACCGUCUACAAUCGACCCGCAAUGACCGGCUACCAUCGCCCAUCGUCUUCAGCUUCUUCUUCUUCCGGAAUUCUACUGCCCACCGAUCAGUAUCCGUUCGUUCUGGACGCCUGGCAACAGCAGCAGCAGCAGCAGCAUCACGUCGAGCAGCAGCAUCACGUCGAGCAGCAGCCGAUAAAAGAGCGGCCGACCCGCAAACCCAUCAGCAAGAAACCUGUGCGCAAGAAGAACAAAGGAGUGCGGCCCAUUCAUCCAGCCGGUUACCAACAGCUUGUAACUAAGAUUCCGGAUAAAAAACACCAGUUCGACAUUGACAAAGUAGCCGACGGACUUGCACCCCAGUCGAUCGCUUCUGCGUACCCGAACGGCGUCAUGGGCACUUUGUCCCUUAUGGCCGGUCUCGUUUGGUACCUGGUCAACAAAUCGGCCACGCCCGUCAUCAAAAUGCGCCAGAAUUCGCGGGGCUACUCCGACAGCUACAGCAACAACGAAGACGAAGAGUCGUUGACACAGACGGCCAUCAACCAGCUGGCCGAUUACUGGCUGGGCUCUCUCAAGCAAACCGAUUGCCAGCAAAGGGCCGUUUGCGAACUCGUCUCCCAGUCCUCCUGGCUCUCUUCAGCCACACGAUGGAGUCAAUCCGCUUAUCGGUCACCGAUGGUGCAGAAGGCCAUCGAGUCGUUCAAAGAAGAGGAAGAACUGGGCGUCCAGUUGGAUGAGUCCAAGUUGGCCUUGCUCGUCCAAGCCGCUUCUCACGGCGAGCAGGGCGUCGACUGCGCCGCUUUCUACCCGCACUGUUCCCUGCCGUUUCACGAGGAAUCGCGAGACCGUCGGCGCUAAAUUUUUUUUUUAGAGUCGUCGCGAUUGUCAUGAUUUUUUUAUUUGAUCAGUGCUGUAUAGAUUUGGCCACAUUGUAUAAGGUGUUGAAUGAUAUGAAAAAUACGAGUUCAAAUAGCGUCACCGCACUCCGGAGUAAAAAAAACAAAAAAACAAACAAUUAAAUCAAUUGGCCGGAGUUGUCCGUCACGUUCGUCACUGCUUUUAUUUGAAUAUUUUAAAUAAAUAAAUAAAUAAAUAGAUUAUA